GAAAGAUAUUUGGUGUUCGUAAGUUGCCGUCCCGGAGGCUAAAUUUGGCAUGCAAAACAAACGGCUUCUGCUUGCAUUCUGCUGCCGUUCUGUUAUUUUAGUUAGGAUUUUCGGCAUUUCUUUCACAGAUUUGGAUCGGGGAUUCUGUACAUUUUGCUCUGGCGUUUAGUACGAGAGUAGCCAGAUUGAUCCCCGGAGAUGUCGUUGUUUGCCUUGCGUGCAGGCAGUGUCCAGGAGCCGAAAUACGAAGGAGAGGACCUGAAUGAAGAUGGAGAACCAUUCAGCCAGUGGUCAUAUCUCCCAGAUCUUAUUUUAGAGCAAGUUUUUGCUCACCUCAGUAUAAGUGAGCGCUAUGCAGCUUCCCAAGUGUGUAGGAAUUGGUACUAUGCUUUUUACCUCCCAAACACUUGGUCAACAUUUGUGCUUUCUGACACAACUUUGACAAGGCGUAAAUACAAUUAUUAUUCAGGAUGGCAGCAUAUCCUGGACCAUGUAAGGAUGUCCCAAUGUCUCUGCAAAGUAGGAUUCAAUUUCAGAAGUCUGAUUUUUGAGCCUAUGCUUAAUUUUUACAAUCUAUUUGAGUUUAUGAAUAUGAUGUCAUUUUUCACGGAGCAACAAGGACUAGACAAUACAACUGUGAGUGGUGUUGGUUCAAAGGUUCAUACUCUACGCUUCACAUUUCCAUGUAACAUGGCUGCAGAUGAUAGGGAAAGGUGUCGACUUUAUGGAACUGGAGGUAAAUUAUUGGAAGCACUAAAACGGUUGAUGGGAAAUCUAGUAUCCCUUCAAUAUUUAGAGCUGCGAGACCUUAUGCUGGACAUCACUGAGGGUCAAACUCUUUUAGAUGAAGUGUGUGCAACUUGUAGUCUCACCCUGAAAGAAUUAAUCCUUGUAAAUGCUACAGAAGCACCUUGUCAACUUUUACAUGUUGGAAUUUUCCUUAAUUUACAGGUUUUGGUUAUUAGCCCUCAGAAUUUGGGAGAGGAUGUUUUGUCUCUCAUAGGACAGACUAGGCUUCGUCAUCUGCAUAUUUUACAAAACCGUUUCACUCCCUCUGAGUUAAUCCUACUCCCUGUAUCAGGAAGAGCCUGGCAGCUUUGCCGCAAAUCCAACACACACUUGUCUGUUCACUUGGAACUUGAAUCUCCAAGAGAAAGAGAAGUCAUAUGGCAGGAAAGAGCUCCAGUUAGAUCCAUCAUUUACAAUUCUCCCCUAGCAAAGGUCCAAUCAGAGUCAAUAAUGACUACAAUUGAUCUGUAUGCUAAAGACCUGAGAGCGUAUGGGCACCUAGGACUUCCUCGAUUCCAUCGCUCGAGGUCUUUCCAUGAUAGAGUGGAUGCCCUGCUCCUCCUCCUUGUCCGACAGUCUGUGUGGCUCCACACCUUGAUUGUCCGGGAACGUGUGUCAACUGCAACUGUCUUACUUCUAGCUAAAGCUGGUAGAAAUUUAAAAAACUUUGUCAUCCGACGUAAUGCUGUGAUUCUUCGCUGUGAUUGGCCUAGAAGCCCAGACUGGGAUGAUGAAUUUCAUCAAUGGUUGCAAGUGUCUGCUAGGUCCUAUGAUGCCACUGAAAAGGAGGUUUCUCAGUUGCUUGGUUUUAAGUGGUGUAUGCUGAGUGACAAGCAGUUCAAGGCCCUGUCUGUUAAUGUUCAUAAUUUAAACUAGAAAAUGAAAAAUUUUAUGAUAUGCAAGUCUGAGUGUUUUUGAGUUGGUGGUCAAUUAUAUUGUUCAUUUAAAUAUACUAGCCUUCUGUGUAGUUUUCUGUAGUUGUCCAAAAAUAAUUUUUCUAUUAGAGUCUUAAUUAAUAAAUGAGAUGUAAAGACCAAUACUGUAUAAGCAAUUAGUCCGCAUGCAAAGUACCCUUAUCCUAAUCUUAAUUGAAGGCUGAUUUUGUUUUGUCAGCAAAUGUAGGAUUUUUGCCCCUUUGUUUGUUGUUUUUUUGGCGGGUGUGUUAUUUUAUUUUUUAAAUAUAAGACAAAUUUCUCUGGAGA
Messenger RNA from Thrips palmi, 1991 nucleotides. RefSeq lists its product as uncharacterized. The record is from RefSeq and is a predicted model, not a curated record. The transcript is spliced from 7 exons. Lineage: Eukaryota; Metazoa; Arthropoda; Insecta; Thysanoptera; Thripidae. Gene Ontology annotation, molecular function: protein binding. Bases 199 to 1665 code for a protein of 488 amino acids.